CUACGUGCGCGGAGAUGGGUUUACGCCCCGGGCGAGGGUGCCGGUCCCGGCUGUCCCCAGAGAUCCGGGGCCGAGGCAGUUUUCAUCUUUUCCCUGGGUCCUGCUCUGUCACCUCUUAACGUGUGAUUUAAGUCUGUUUGGGGUGAUGUGCACAGGAGGUAAGCACCGCCCGUCUCAAGUUUUGGCUGAGUACACGUGCGGAUAAUUCGUAUAGGGCUAAAGUACGACUUCUCAGCUGUAUGAUAUUAAGAGACAGUCUUUUGUUAUUUGUACGACCAGAUCAGCAGAAAUUUUUAAAUUGUUUCGGAAUGACUAGGACCUGUCCUGUGUUUUCUUCCAUCUAUGGCACAUCUGUUGGAAAAAUGCUGUACCUGCCCAGUAGACAUCUAUUAAAUGAUGUAGUUACUCCUGAAAAGCGUGCUGCAGUUUCUCUAGGUGAUUUUGUCGUUGGAAACAAAGGCAGCAGUAGACAAUACCUCCUCCUUAAAGGCAGGAGGAACCUGGGGGUGAAGUGAAUUCUGAGGACAGAAGAAUUUGAUGACACAGACCACUGAACUUCUUUGUUGGGAGCACACGUUAUGAACCCUUUCUGGAGCAUGUCUACAAGCUCUGUGCGCAAACGGUCUGAUGGUGACGAGAAGACAUUAACAGGGGAUGUGAAAACCAGUCCUCCACGCACCGCUCCAAAGAAACAGCUGCCUUCUAUUCCCAAAAAUGCUUUGCCCAUAACUAAGCCUACAUCUCCUGCCCCAGCAACACAGUCAACAAAUGGCACGCAUGCUUCCUACGGACCUUUCUACCUGGAAUACUCCCUUCUUGCAGAAUUUACCUUGGUUGUGAAGCAGAAGUUACCAGGUGUCUACGUGCAGCCGUCUUAUCGAUCUGCAUUAAUGUGGUUUGGAGUAAUAUUCAUACGGCAUGGACUUUAUCAAGAUGGCGUAUUUAAGUUUACAGUUUACAUCCCUGAUAACUACCCAGAUGGUGACUGUCCACGUUUGGUGUUUGAUAUUCCCGUCUUUCACCCGCUAGUGGAUCCCACCUCGGGUGAACUGGAUGUGAAGAGAGCAUUUGCAAAAUGGAGGCGGAACCACAAUCACAUUUGGCAAGUACUGAUGUACGCAAGGAGAGUCUUCUACAAGAUUGAUACAGCAAGCCCCCUAAACCCAGAGGCUGCAGUACUGUACGAGAAAGAUAUUCAGCUUUUUAAAAGUAAAGUGGUUGACAGCGUUAAGGUGUGCACUGCUCGCUUGUUUGACCAACCUAAAAUAGAAGACCCCUAUGCAAUUAGCUUUUCUCCAUGGAAUCCUUCUGUCCAUGAUGAAGCCAGAGAGAAGAUGCUGACUCAGAAAAAGAAGCCUGAAGAACAGCACAAUAAAAGUGUUCAUGUCGCUGGCCUGUCAUGGGUGAAGCCUGGCUCAGUACAGCCUUUCAGUAAAGAAGAGAAAACAGUGGCGACUUAAGAGCUGGUGAAUCGGGUGCACCGCGCACUUUCCUGCCGGACUUCGGCUCGUGAAGCUGACCAAUGCGAAGGACUGCCCGCAGAGUAAAACAUUGUGAACGGUGGCUGACGUCGGUGUUGUUCGUGUGUGCUUAGCUUCUAACCGCACGUUCUGGAAACCUCUCUUUACGUGAUGCAUUACUUCUGUCAGGAGUGUCUUUAAGGUGGUUAUCUAGUUCAGUACUCCAAAUUAUUGGGGACCUUGAAGCUUACGUAUUUUUUUGAAUAUAAUGCUAAAGGUAAGUUGCAUUCAUUUAAACUAAUGAAGUAAGCAAAGUUCAACACUAUAAUGAUUUUUUAAUUGGUGGUUUCAGCUGUACAUAUGUUAGGGUGCAGAGAUGAAAGGAUAGAGAGAGCAGUUUCCAUAGCUUAUUAGCACUUUUAAGUGGAGGAGCAGUUGAAUGAAUGAACCUCAGUCUUCAGCUUACUGUGUUACUGAUAUACAAACUGCUGUCACUGAGGGACAUACUAGGAGAGUGAGAGGAAACCAGAACACUUGUUCUUAGGGGUUUUGUUUUUUUUUUUUUUGAGCAAAUUACUGUAUUUUUAUGGCAGGAGGGAGAAAAAGUGUUAAAACGGUUUCUAAUGAAGUCAGAUUUAAAUGAUGAAUGACUAGUGUGUUUUGUAGAGACAAUAAAUCAAUGAAUGAUUGUUCUUUGUCAUUUA
Molecule: messenger RNA, 2164 nt
Organism: Dama dama (fallow deer)
Lineage: Eukaryota; Metazoa; Chordata; Mammalia; Artiodactyla; Cervidae
Gene: AKTIP
Product: AKT interacting protein
Exons: 10
Coding region: 579-1460 (293 amino acids)
Source: RefSeq, a predicted model, not a curated record